Messenger RNA from Capsella rubella, 2337 nucleotides. RefSeq names its product pentatricopeptide repeat-containing protein At1g08070, chloroplastic. The record is from RefSeq and is a predicted model, not a curated record. The coding region runs from base 25 to 2247 and encodes 740 amino acids. The transcript has a single exon. Gene Ontology annotation, biological process: RNA modification. Lineage: Eukaryota; Viridiplantae; Streptophyta; Magnoliopsida; Brassicales; Brassicaceae. Gene Ontology annotation, molecular function: protein binding; RNA binding; zinc ion binding.
AAGAAGAAGAAGAAGAAGAAGAAGAUGCUUUCGUGUUCUCCUCUCACAGUUACUUCGUCUUCUUACCCAUUCCGUUUCCUUCCCUCUGCUUCUGAUCCUCCUUACGAUUCUCUUCGAAACCACCCUUCUCUUUCUCUUCUCCACAAUUGUAAUACUCUUCAAUCUCUACGCAUAAUCCACGCUCAGAUGAUCAAGACCGGUCUCCACAACACCAACUACGCUCUCAGCAAGCUUAUCGAGUUUUGCGUUCUCUCUCCGCACUUUGACGGCCUUACUUAUGCUAUCUCUGUUUUCGAAUCGAUCCAAGAGCCGAAUCUGUUGAUUUGGAACACAAUGUUUCGUGGGCACGCGCUGAGUUCGGACCCUGUUUCGGCGCUCUAUUUGUAUGUUUGUAUGAUUUCGCUUGGGCUUGUUCCUAAUUCCUAUACGUUUCCGUUUCUAUUGAAAUCUUGUGCAAAGUCGAGGGCUUUUAGGGAAGGACAACAGAUCCAUGGGCACGUUCUGAAGCUUGGGUGUGAUUUAGAUCUCUACGUACAUACUUCUCUUAUCGCUAUGUACGUGAAAAACGGGAGAUUAGAAGAUGCACGUAAGGUGUUCGAUCAAAGUUCUCACCGUGAUGUGGUUUCUUACACAGCUUUAAUCAAGGGUUAUGCGUCUAACGGCUAUAUCGAAAGUGCACAGAAGAUGUUCGACGAAAUUCCAGUGAAAGACGUAGUGUCAUGGAAUGCAUUGAUUUCAGGAUAUGCGGAAACCGGUAAUUAUAAAGAAGCAUUAGAAUUGUUUAAAGAGAUGAUGCAGACGAAUGUUAAGCCAGACGAGAGUACAAUGGUCACUGUACUUUCUGCUUGUGGUCAGUCUGCUAGUAUUGAAUUGGGUCGUCAGGUGCAUUCAUGGAUUGAUGAUCAUGGGUUUGGUUCAAAUCUCAAGAUUGUUAAUGCUCUCAUUGAUUUGUACAUAAAAUGUGGUGAAGUGGAGACAGCAAGUGGUUUGUUCGAAGGAUUGUCGUACAAGGAUGUAAUCUCCUGGAACACCUUAAUCGGUGGUUACACACAUAUGAAUCUAUACAAAGAAGCAUUGUUGUUGUUUCAAGAAAUGCUUAGAUUAGGUGAAAUUCCAAACGAAGUUACAAUGCUAAGUAUUCUUCCUGCUUGUGCACAUCUUGGAGCCAUUGAUAUUGGAAGAUGGAUUCAUGUUUACAUCGACAAGAGAUUAAAGGGUGUUUCAAAUCCUUCUUCUCUCCGGACAAGCCUGAUUGACAUGUAUGCUAAAUGUGGAGACAUAGAGGCAGCACAACAAGUUUUCGACAGUAUGCUAAAUAGAAGCUUGUCGUCUUGGAACGCAAUGAUCUUUGGGUUUGCGAUGCACGGGAGAGCCAAUGCAGCAUUUGAUAUUUUCUCGAGAAUGGGAAAGAACGGGAUUGAACCGGAUGAUAUCACGUUUGUUGGUUUGUUGUCUGCUUGUAGCCAUUCAGGUAUGUUAGAUCUUGGACGUCAUAUCUUCAGAUCAAUGACAGAAGUCUACAAAAUAACCCCAAAAUUAGAGCACUACGGGUGCAUGAUUGAUCUUUUGGGUCAUUCGGGUUUAUUCAAAGAAGCGGAAGAAAUGAUAAACUCGAUGGAGAUGGAUCCUGAUGGAGUGAUUUGGUGCUCCCUUCUCAAAGCUUGCAAGAUGCAUGGGAAUGUCGAAUUGGGCGAAUCAUUUGCACAAAACCUCAUUAAGAUUGAACCAAAAAACUCAGGUUCUUAUGUACUUCUAUCUAACAUUUACGCGACAGCAGGCAGAUGGAACGAAGUAGCAAAAAUACGUGCGCUCCUCAAUGAUAAAGGUAUGAAGAAAGUUCCUGGUUGCAGCUCUAUCGAAAUAGAUUCUGUGGUCCAUGAGUUCAUCAUUGGGGAUAAACUCCAUCCACGGAACAGAGAAAUCUAUGGAAUGUUAGAAGAAAUGGAGGUGUUACUGGAGGAAGCAGGGUUUGUUCCAGAUACUUCUGAAGUGUUGCAGGAGAUGGAAGAAGAAUGGAAAGAAGGAGCGUUGAGGCAUCACAGCGAGAAGCUGGCUAUUGCAUUUGGGUUGAUCAGUACAAAGCCUGGAACUAAACUUACAAUCGUGAAGAAUCUAAGGGUGUGCAGAAAUUGUCAUGAGGCCACAAAACUUAUAUCAAAGAUUUACAAAAGGGAGAUUAUUGCGAGAGACAGAACUCGGUUCCAUCAUUUCAGAGACGGCGUGUGUUCUUGCAAUGACUACUGGUAGGCAUCAUUAUUUUUUCAGAAGAUCUCUUUACCAAUGAUGUUGGUCAAGAACUGUAAUAUAAUUUUCUUACUGUAAAAAAUUACAAGAAUA